Molecule: messenger RNA, 2677 nt
Organism: Pogona vitticeps (central bearded dragon)
Lineage: Eukaryota; Metazoa; Chordata; Lepidosauria; Squamata; Agamidae
Gene: KIF2C
Product: kinesin family member 2C
Biological process (GO): microtubule-based movement; microtubule depolymerization
Cellular component (GO): microtubule
Molecular function (GO): microtubule motor activity; microtubule binding; ATP binding
Source: RefSeq, a predicted model, not a curated record
GGCGCGCCUCGUUCAAAACGGAGGCCGUUGGUUCCAUCCCCGUUUGCGGGACCGGUUCCUGAAGGGAAGGCAUCGCUCUGCAGUAUUGAGGACGCGCCGGUCUUUCUCGUAGCAUGGAGUCAAGUGCUUACCGGUGCCUUCAGCCUGGGCUGUCUAUUAAUAUUCCCCGUAGCAACGGUGCAGUUCAUGGUGCUACUAUCAAGACAGUGAAUUUGGAAAAAAAGUCUGUAUCAGUAGAAUGGACCGAAGAUCAAAGUAUCAAAGGGAAAGAGAUUGACCUUGAUGAUGUGGUAGCAAUAAACCCUGAGCUGUUCACAACUCCGGUUGCUGUUGAUGUGAAAGAGAGCUUUCCUAUCCAGGAGAAUGUAACUACAAAGAGGCAAAACCGCAGGACAACGUUCUCAAAAAUUCCUGCUCCAAGAGAAGCUCCACGAUUCCAAUCUAGCAAAAUGUCUGUCAUAACAGAAUCACAGAACAGUCCUCUCGGAAAUGAGAUGGAAAUAGAAUCGCCUGCUUCUGUGCCAACACGAAGCCAUUCUGCUCUUCCUGUUGUACGUGCUCGAACUAGGAGUAGUUAUUCUUCUGAUAAAUGUAACGUGCAACCAAAUGGCAAUGAAGUGACUGAAGAAACUCCACAGUCUCUCAGAAUGGUUUCUGCUGCAAUUCAAGCUCGAAGGAAAUCUAACAUUGUGAAAGAGAUGGAAAAAAUGAAAAGUAAGAGGGAAGAGAAAAGAGCUCAGUUCACUGAGAUAAGAAACAAGCGAGCACAGGAAUAUGACACUAGUUGUCCAAACUGGGACUUUGCACGCAUGGUGAAGGAAUACAGAGCCACUCUAAACUGUCAGCCAAUAUCAAUGAAUGACCCUAUAGAAGAGCACAGAAUUUGUGUUUGUGUCAGGAAACGGCCCUUAAAUAAACAAGAACUUGCAAAGAAGGAAUGUGAUAUAAUCACGGUUGUCAGCAAGAAUAGCAUCCUAGUGCAUGAACCAAAGGUUAAGGUGGAUCUGACGAAAUAUCUUGAAAACCAGCCUUUUCGAUUUGACUUCUCAUUUGAUGAAAAAGCUUCUAAUGAAAUGGUUUAUUGGUUCACUGCUAGACCACUUGUGCAGACCAUCUUUGAGGGAGGAAAGGCAACAUGUUUUGCCUAUGGUCAGACUGGCAGUGGAAAAACCCACACUAUGGGCGGAGACUUCUCUGGGAAAGUACAAAAGGCCUCCAAAGGAAUAUAUGCUUUUGCAUCACAGGAUGUCUUCCUCCUUUUGAACCAGUCCCGGUACAAAACUCAGGGUUUGGAAGUUUAUGUGACCUUCUUCGAAAUAUACAAUGGAAAGUUGUUUGACCUCUUGAACAAAAAAGCAAAGCUGAGAGUGUUGGAGGAUGGCAAACAGCAGAUCCAGGUGGUUGGCCUGCAAGAAAUACAAGUGAAUUGUGCUGAGGACGUCAUCCGGAUGAUUGAAAUAGGUAGUGCCUGCAGGACCUCUGGGCAUACAUUUGCAAAUUCUAGCUCUUCACGCUCCCAUGCUUGCUUUCAAAUUAUUCUGCGCAGAAAAGGAAAACUUCAUGGCAAGUUCUCCUUGGUGGACUUAGCUGGGAAUGAAAGAGGCGCUGAUACAUCUAGUGCAGAUCGGCAAACACGGAUGGAAGCAGCAGAAAUAAACAAAAGCUUGCUGGCACUGAAGGAAUGCAUCCGUGCCCUAGGGCAGAAUAAACAACAUACACCUUUUCGGGAGAGCAAACUUACUCAGGUGCUGAGGGAUUCCUUCAUUGGAGCAAAUUCCAGAACUUGUAUGAUUGCAAUGAUCUCCCCAGGCAUGAAUUCCUGUGAAUAUACCCUAAACACUCUGCGUUAUGCUGAUAGAGUAAAAGAACUCCCUCACAAUGGAACAGCCAGAGAAACACAAAACUGUAUGGAAAUUGAGAAUGAAGAGCUGGAGAUCAGUGAGGAAGAAUCAGACCACCUUCGUGAGCUUUCUGAAGAUGAGUUGUCUCCUCAUCUGUCCAGUUUUCGUGAAGCUGUCACUCGGAUUAGGGAGCUUGAGGAGAAGGCAAUAGAGGAACUUAAGGAAGUCAGGGAGAAAAUGAAUGAUUGUAACUAUCUGCUGGACAUUGCGGAACAACCAGAAUAUGACUUGGAGGCAUUUGUGUACCAAGCCCAGUGCUUCAUAAAUGAAGGAUCCAAAAGUUUCCUCAGUCUGAAAGACACACUGGAAGAAUUGACCCUUGCUAUGCAGGUGGAAGAGCAGGCCAGCAAACACCUAAAUAAGAGGCAACUUUAACAUCCACCCAAUUGUUAAAUGAAUGUUUCUUCUCUCCAGUUGUCUGUCACUUCUUUGGUUUGGUGUUGUAUUUUACAUGCAAAUGCAAGGUUCAGCCUAUCUGAUUUGAGAGAGUUUUUUUUUCCUUGCUGGUGAUACUUUCCUUGAAGCAGGCAAGAGAUAGUGCUCUUCCAGAAUGUGGUAUCUCUGUCCCUUUCUUGGUACUGAAAGUUACAGAGAAGAAGGUGAUUUAAUAUCACUUGGUAAGCAUGUGUAUAUUUCUAGUGUAUAUAAAAUUUCUGGCAAAAUAUGCUUUGAAUGUUACCAGAGUGUAAUCCAGUGACUCAAACUGGAUUUGCUAUUUUGUAAACUUUUAAAUAGGGAAGGAGUAGCUAAAAUUUAAAUAAAUGUUUCUGAAUUCA